AAUUAAGAGCUAUGGAAACUUAUUUUAGAAGACAAAAGGGGAAAAGCAGUUUGAGCUAAUGAAUUCGAAGAGACCCACAAGAUUUUGGAAGAACACUCGUUUGCAUAAAAUGCGUUGAAAUUUAUAAAUAAUAAUUUCAUUGCGUUUGCAGUUGCUUCAAGAACUCUCUAGACUUGCUUUUCAACGGGUAAUUUUCAAGAAAAAAGAUGAGAUCCAACAUCGUUACGGAGGCAGGAUUGCCAACAAGGGUGGGGCAGUGGUGGGAAGGCAUUCCAUUCUUUACUUCCUCGAUUAUACUCAUCUGUGGAACCAUUUACUUGGUAUGUCUCUUGGUUGGAUAUGACUCAUUUGUGGAAGUAUGUUUCUUACCUGCGGCAAUCCUAUCACAUUUUCAAGUUUACAGGAUUUUUACGUCUGUUCUUUUUCACGGUUCACUACUUCAUGUUUUAUUCAACAUGUUGGCUUUAGUACCUCUGGGUUCUGAACUAGAGAGAAUCAUGGGAUCAAUUCGCAUGCUCUACCUGACAAUUCUCCUAGCCAUAAGCAAUGCUACUAUUCAUCUUUUCAUCGCAGUUGUCAUGGCUCAUAACCCCUUUCAUCAUUAUGACAACCUUAUGAACGAGUGUGCCAUAGGAUUCUCUGGAAUUUUGUUUUCAUUGAUUGUUAUAGAGACAAGUUUGAGUGGUAUUCAAUCCAGGAGUGUUUUUGGCCUCUUUAAUGUUCCUGCUCAAUGGUAUGUGUGGAUUUUGUUGGUGGUAUUCCAGCUUCUAAUGACAAACGUCUCGUUUCUAGGGCACCUCUGUGGCAUAAUAACUGGAUUUGCAUAUAUUUAUGGGCUAUUAAACUUUCUUUUACCUGGAACGUCCUUUUAUUCUGCUAUGGAGUCUUCCUCUUUGCUUUCUUCUUGUGUGAGGCGACCUAAAUUUAUUCUGUGCACCGGUGGAAAUCCCUCUGCCCAACUUCCAACAUAUUCUGGCCAAAAUACCACGUCCAGUGGCCUCUCCGUUCCUAAUGUUUGGAGAAAUUUAUCUUCAUGGAUGCCUCGCAGAGAAACGGUCACUGAGCCACAACAACAAGACAACAGAUUUCCUGGACGUGGAAGAACGCUUGGUUCCACUCAAAACCAAAGUGCUCCUGCUGGUGAUUCAGAGUUUAACUUGCAAACUAGGUUAUUGGAUAGGAGCUCUGCAGAUCGUCAGUCAUCUGAUGGAAGGCAAAACGAUAGCGCAGUAGUGGAUCGGGCAACCCCAAUGCAAAACCAGAGAUCAGUUGCCUCUGAUGCAGAGAUUCAAAAAUUAGUAUCAAUGGGUUUUGAAAAGACCCAAGUAGAAGUUGCGCUGGCAGCCGCUGACGGGGACAUUAAUAUAGCAGUUGAAAUCCUUAUGAGCCAAAAGGAUUAGUUGAAAAUAGCAACCAAGUAAUUCAGCUUAUGCCAUAGAUUUUUUAGUGGCUAUGGGAUUUUCUUCACUUAUUUUUGGCUGUAGUUUUCAUCUUGCAUUGUAUAUUCCUAGGAACCCUUUUAGGCUUUUAGGAGAUAUGUGGUCAAAUCAUGAAAAUGUGAAUGCAACUUUAUCAGUAGGGAAGGUUGAUUGAAAUGUAAUUAGCUAGUUAAUACUGUUUUUAGGUUCUGCUUUGGCUGUCUUUUCCUAGAAGGAUAAUAUGUCGAUGACAUAGAAGAGUGUUUAGUGGAUGUUUAGGAUUGAUUUUAAAAUUGUAAUGGCUAAAAUCACUUGAAAUAUGCCUUCAAUCAUAAAAAAUUAAGUUAAUAUUUACACUUUUAAUAUAAUUUUCAUUUCAUCAAAA
Cucumis melo (muskmelon) is the source of this 1803-nucleotide messenger RNA. Its product is annotated as rhomboid-like protein 15. The coding region runs from base 207 to 1400 and encodes 397 amino acids. Gene Ontology annotation, cellular component: Hrd1p ubiquitin ligase ERAD-L complex; endoplasmic reticulum membrane. The transcript has 13 exons. Gene Ontology annotation, molecular function: serine-type endopeptidase activity; ubiquitin-specific protease binding; misfolded protein binding. Gene Ontology annotation, biological process: endoplasmic reticulum unfolded protein response. The record is from RefSeq and is a predicted model, not a curated record. NCBI's taxonomy places the organism in Eukaryota, Viridiplantae, Streptophyta, Magnoliopsida, Cucurbitales, Cucurbitaceae.